This is a messenger RNA of Gilbertella persicaria, 858 nucleotides long. RefSeq names its product cyclin-domain-containing protein. The transcript has 2 exons. Gene Ontology annotation, molecular function: cyclin-dependent protein serine/threonine kinase regulator activity; protein kinase binding. Bases 53 to 772 code for a protein of 239 amino acids. Lineage: Eukaryota; Fungi; Mucoromycota; Mucoromycetes; Mucorales; Choanephoraceae. Gene Ontology annotation, biological process: regulation of cyclin-dependent protein serine/threonine kinase activity. The record is from RefSeq and is a predicted model, not a curated record. Gene Ontology annotation, cellular component: nucleus; cyclin-dependent protein kinase holoenzyme complex.
AUACAAUCCUUUGAUUAUUAUUAUUAUUAUUUUUUUUUAACUUUUUUUCUUUAUGACAACGUCUAUUUUAACUAUCACUAAUCCAUCACAACUUGCUGAAUUCUGUGCAGUGAUUAUACCUUGUAUUUGGGCUGGAUCCUUUAAGAGCAUCAUCUCAAGUCCGAAACGACAUCUUACUUUUAAACUAUAUGUUCAAAAAGUGUUGAAAGCAACACAGAUAUCAUGUACUUGCAUGAUUCUCGCCCUUUAUUAUAUUCAGAAAUUACGAGCAGCUUAUCCCUCUAUUCAUGCCUCGAUUGGAUCAGAAGUCAGAUUGUUUACGACAGCACUUGUUUUGGCAAACAAAUAUUUGGAUGAUAAUACAUUUACCAACAAGACAUGGUCAGAAGUAUCCAGUAUUUCAAUCAGUGAACUGAAUAUUAUGGAAAUGGAAUUUUUAUCAGCAUUAGAUUAUCAUCUUCACUUACCUCAAGAUGAAUUCUAUAGUUGGGUGAAUCAAUGUCAACAAUGGUGUAUUAGCUUACUGCCACCAUCACCAUCACCACCACCAGUAUCUAUGAAACGCACCUAUGACACUUUAGACGAACAGCCACACAUGUCCAAAAAGAGAUGGAUGGACUACAAUGUAUGCAAACCUAUUUUGAGCUGGUCCUCAUCUAUUCCGAUUGUUCAACCUGAUUUUACACAAUACUAUACAAACCCAUAUUCAACACCCACUACACCUGCCAAUACAAAUUAUUAUCUUCCAUUUGUUAAUCAACAAUGGUUCUAAUUUUAUAUAUAUAUAUAUAUACAAUACAACACUUGCACAUAGUGUACAUACACACACAUAUCUAAAAUUGUAAAUAAAAAUAUAAG